UGCUACUCCUAAAACUAUCAGAUCCGAGAGGGUAGAAACCCACAAACCCCUAACCCAAAACAGCCCCAAAUCCACCCCAAAGGUUGGUCGUCACCCAUGGCCGGCGGCGGACAAGCGGCAGUCUCGUUCCUGACGAAGAUCGCGAAGGCGGCGGCCGGGGUCGGCCUUGCUGCGUCUGCGGUCUCUACGUCCCUCUACACGGUGGACGGCGGGCAGCGGGCGGUCAUCUUCGACCGCUUCCGCGGCGUGCUCCCGGAGACCGUCUCGGAGGGUACCCACGUCCUCGUCCCCUGGCUUCAGAAGCCCUUCAUCUUCGACAUCCGCACGCGCCCACACAGCUUCUCCUCCACAUCCGGCACCAAGGACCUGCAGAUGGUCAGCCUCACGCUCCGCGUUCUCUCCCGCCCCGACGUCGAACGCCUUCCGGAUAUCUUCACCUCGCUCGGCCUCGACUACGACGACAAGGUGCUCCCCUCCAUCGGCAACGAGGUGCUCAAGGCCGUCGUUGCCCAGUUCAACGCAGACCAGCUCCUCACCGACCGCCCCCACGUCUCUGCGCUCGUCCGUGACGCCCUCGUCCGCCGCGCCGGCGAGUUCAACAUCGUGCUCGACGACGUCGCCAUCACCCACCUCGCCUACGGGCACGAAUUCGCCCUGGCCGUCGAGAAGAAGCAGGUGGCGCAGCAGGAGGCCGAGCGCUCCAGGUUCCUUGUAGCGCGUGCAGAGCAGGAGAGGCGUGCUGCCAUCGUCCGUGCGGAGGGAGAGAGCGAGUCCGCACGGCUCAUCUCUGAGGCCACUGCUGCUGCGGGCAACGGCCUGAUCGAGCUGAGGAGGAUCGAGGCCGCCAAAGAGAUAGCUGGAGUGCUGGCGCGCUCACCCAAUAUCUCCUACAUCCCCUCCAGUGACAACAGCCAGAUGCUGCUCGGGCUCAGCGCCGCCCGGUGAAUGAACUGUCACUAAUCCUUCAGUUGAUUACAGUACUUUAGUAACUUCAGGUGCAUCGGAACCAUUAGCAAUUUAUGAUUUUAUUGGAGAAUGUACCCUUAUGAUGAUGAUAUGAUGCUAAUAAAUUUGCACUUAUGGGUGCUGUUAUUGAACAAAUUCUGCAUUUUGGUUGCCCAAAUUAUGUUAUAUUUGUGCUUUUGGUAAAUCAUCUA
This is a messenger RNA of Brachypodium distachyon (stiff brome), 1157 nucleotides long. Its product is annotated as prohibitin-3, mitochondrial. Gene Ontology annotation, biological process: mitochondrion organization. The coding region runs from base 97 to 945 and encodes 282 amino acids. The record is from RefSeq and is a predicted model, not a curated record. The transcript has a single exon. Lineage: Eukaryota; Viridiplantae; Streptophyta; Magnoliopsida; Poales; Poaceae. Gene Ontology annotation, cellular component: mitochondrion; membrane.